AUGAAAUUAUGUUCUAUAUCAAAUCGUGAAGCUGUUUUUCUAUUUAUUGAUACACAAAUUAUCGAUACAUUUUUUCUUGAAGAUAUUAAUGCAUUAUUACAUACUGGUGAAGUACCAAAUUUAUUUCGUAAUGAAGAUAUUCAAGAGAUUCGUAAUCAACUAUCUUCUACAAUUAAUCAACAAGGUAUACUUGAUACAAAUCUUAAUAUUAUGCAAUUUUUCUACAAUCGAGUAAAAUCUAACCUGCACAUAGCCAUUUGUAUGAGUCCAUAUGGUGAAACAUUUCGAAAUUAUAUUCGAAUGUAUCCAGCAUUAGUUAAUUGUACAACUGUGAUUAAUUUUUCUGAAUGGCCACAUGAAGCUUUGAUUGAUGUAGCUCAUUAUUUUUUGACGAAAUUUAAUUUUGGAUUAGAACAUAAAGAAAUAACUCAUCGUACAUUAGCUGAUAUCUGUGCUUUUAUACAUCUUUCAUCAAAAACUUUAGCAAUUCGAAUGAAAGAUGAACUUCGACGAGAAAUUUAUAUUACACCAACAAAUUAUCUUCAAUUUGUUAGUAAUUAUAGCCGGUAUCGAGUUAAUAAUCUUUUUUUGUUUGGAUGUCCUAGAAAAAAAGAAUUCGUUUUCUUUUCAAGUUUGUUCGAAGGAGAAAAAGCAAAAAUUCAACAUGAAUAUAAUCGCCUUCAAAUGGGUAUUAUUAAAGUAGCUGAAACUCGAGAAAAAGUUGCUGAAAUAUCAUUAGAAUUAGAAAAGAAAAAAGUUCUUGUAGCACAAUUACAACGAGAAUGUGAAGAUUUUUUAGGAAAAAUCGUUGAACAAAAAAACAGUGCUAGUGAACGAGAACGACAAGUACAAGCAUUUGGUGUACGUAUUGGUGAAGAAGAAAUUCGAUGUCAAACUAUAGCAGCAGCUGCACAUGAAGAAUUAACUGAAGUUGAACCAUUAUUAAUUAAAGCAAAUCAAGCAUUAGAACAAUUAACGAAACGAGAUAUUGGUGAAGUAAAAGCAUAUGUACAUCCACCAAGUCAAGUAGAAAAAGUGAUGAAAGCACUAAUGAUUUUAAAGGGUAAAGAAGAUACAUGGGAAGAAGCAAAGAAAGAUUUGGCUAAUGUGGAUUUUAUCAAAACACUCAUUAAAUUUCCUAAAGAUGAUAUAACAGAUCGAACACUUCGUCGUAUGCAACCAUUUAUUAAUGAUAUGGAAUUAGUACCUGAAAAAUUAAAAAGUGUAUCAAGUGCUGCUAGUGCAUUAUGUACUUGGAUUCGUGCUAUUGAAUCUUAUGCACGUGUUUAUCGUAUUGUACAACCAAAAAAAGAACGUUAUCAUAAAGCAUUAUUUGAAUUAAAUGAAAAACAAAAUUUAUUAGAACAAUCAAAAAAUGAAUUAUUUAAUAUUCAAACAAAAAUUGAAAAAUUACGUUUAGAUUAUGAAUUAAAAAUCAAAGAAAAAGAUACUUUACAACGAAAUGCCGAUGAAACAGCUAUGUUUUUAGAUCGAGCAACAAAAUUAUUAGAUGGUGUUGCUGAAAAACGAACUAUAUGGGAUAUAACAUCAAAUGAAUUAAAAGAAAAUCUUGAUAAUCUUCUAGGAAAUAGUCUUCUUGCUUGUGCAUUUCUAUCAUAUAUGGGUCCAUUUUUGUCUAAUUAUCGAGAUGAAAUUAUACAUCAAAUUUGGGAAAAAGAAUUAAUACGUAAUGGAAUUCAUUUUAAAACUGAUUUUAAUUUUGCAAAUUUUAUGAUAACACCAAGUGUUAUUCGUGAAUGGAAUAUUCAGGGUCUACCACGUGAUAAUUUCUCAACAGAAAAUGCUAUUUUAGCAACACGUACUUUAUCUUAUCCAUUAUUUAUCGAUCCUCAAAGUCAAGCAACAAAAUGGAUAAAACAAAUGGAAAAAUCUAAUGGAUUAAAAAUAAUUGAUUUACAAAUAGGUGAUUACAUGAAAAUAAUUGAAGAAUGUAUUAAAAUAGGUCGACCAUGUUUAUGUCAAAAUAUACAUGAAGAUAUACCACAAACAUUGAAUCCCAUAUUAAUAAAAUCAAUAAAGAAAAAUUCUAAUUUAAAUUCUAAUUUAAUUCUUCAAUUAGGUGAUCGAGAAAUUGAUUAUAAUCCAUCAUUUCGUUUUUAUUUAUCUACACGUCUUUCUAAUCCACGAUAUAAGCCAGAAAUAUAUUCAAAAAUAAAUAUAAUUAAUUUUGCUAUAAAAGAACAAGGUUUAGAAGAACAAUUACUAGGGAUUGUUGUACGAAAAGAAAAACCUGAUUUAGAAAAUUCAAAAGAUAAUUGUAUUGUUAAUAUUUCAAAUAAACAUAAAGAAAAAGAAAUCUUAGAAGAAGAAUUUCUUCGUCUUUUAUCUGAAACAGAAGGAAGUUUAUUAGAAAAUGUUAAAGUAUUUCAAGCAUUAGAUUUAUCUAAACAAUCACAAAAAGAUAUUGAUGAAACAUUAAAAAUUAAUGAAGAUUUAGAAAUAAAAAUUGAUUUAAUGAGAGAAAAUUAUCGAUUAGUUGCACAACGUGCAGCUAUUCUUUUUUUUGUUUUACAAGAUUUAACUUCAAUUGAUCCUAUGUAUCAAUAUUCACUUGAUGCAUAUAUUCAAUUAUUUAUUUUAUCUAUUGAAAAAAGUCCAAGAUCAUUAAAAUUAAAUGAACGUAUUGAAAAAUUAAAUGAUUAUCAUACUUAUGCCGUGUAUAAAUAUGGAUGUCGAGGUCUUUUUGAACGUCAUAAACUUCUGUUUUCAUUUCAUAUAUGUACUAAACUUAUGGAUGCUGAAAAUCGAAUAAAUCAUGAAGAAUAUCAAUUUUUUAUACGUGCUAAUACAUUAACAAUUGAUCGUGAAACUCAAUUUCCUAAUCCAUUUGCAACAUGGUUAAAUGAAAUACGAUGGGAUCAAAUGAGUGAACUUAUUCGUAUGACUGAUUAUCGAUUUUUACGUGAUUCAUUUGAUCAAUUUCCUAAAGAUUGGAAAGAAUGGUACACAUCAGAAGAAGCUGAAAAGGCACCAUUACCAAGUACUAUUGAUUCUUUAAUAACAGAAUUUGGUCGUAUGCUUAUUAUUCGUUGUUUACGUCCUGAUCGUAUAACACAUUGUGUAUUAAAUUUUGUUACACAUAAUAUUGGAUCAAAAUUUGUUGAACCACCUAUUCUUCAAUUAAAUACUAUUCUUGAAGAAUCCAAUAAACGUUCACCAUUAAUCUUUCUUUUAUCACCAGGUGUUGAUCCAGCACCAAAAUUACAACAAUUAGCCGAAGAUAAAAUGAUGGCAAAAUCUCGAUAUUAUACACUUUCAUUAGGACAAGGACAAGCACCAAGAGCACGAAAAUUACUCGAAGCAGGCAUGAAAAAAGGUCAUUGGAUAUUUUUAGCAAAUUGUCAUUUAUCAAUUAGCUGGUUACCUGAAUUAGAUAAAAUUGUUGAACAAUUACAAAUAGCUGCUGUUCAUAGUGAUUUUCGUUUGUGGUUAAGUUCUUCACCAACAAUAGAUUUUCCGAUUUCUAUUUUACAAAUUGGUCUAAAAAUUACCAAUGAACCACAAAAGGGUAUUAGAGCAAAUAUGAAACGUUUAUAUGAAUUAAUAACACCAGAACAAUUUCAACGAGUAAAACAAGAUGAAAAAUAUCGUAAACUUUUAUUUACAUUAGCUUUUUUUCAUUCAAUUAUUAUUGAACGUAAAAAAUUUUUACAACUCGGCUGGAAUAUACAUUAUACAUUCAAUGAUUCAGAUUUUCAAGUUUCAGAAAAUUUAUUAGCUAUUUAUUUAGAUGUAUAUGAUAAAACUCCAUUUGAUGCACUUAAAUAUCUUAUUGCAACUGUUAUCUAUGGUGGACAUUGUACUGAUGAAUGGGAUAUGAGAUUAUUACAUACUUACAUUGAUUCAUAUAUUCGUAAUGAAGUUCUCGAAAUUAUGUAUUAUAAAUUAUCUUCAUUAGCAUAUUAUUAUAUGCCUCGUGAUGGUACAUUUAAAUUAUAUAAAGAUUUUAUUAAUUCGAUGCCUACAACUGAUCAUCCUGAAGCUUUUGGACAACAUCCUAAUGCUGAUAUUGCAUCACAAAUUCAAGAAUCAAAAACUUUGUUCGACACAUUAUUAGCUGUCUUACCACAAAAAUCAUCAGCUACCGUAGAAAAAGAAAUCGAAAAUGAGGUAGCCAAAGCAGCAAGUGAAAUGCUUAAAUUAAUGCCACAUCAAGUCGACAUCGAAGCAGUAAAGAAAUAUAUGUUAAUUGAUACAUCACCAUUAUCUGUUGUUCUUUUACAAGAAGCUGAACGAUACAAUGCUCUGCUAUUGAAUAUUACUAUUGCAUUAACUGAUCUACUUAAGAGUAUCGAAGGUUUAGUUAUUAUGACAGUUGAACUUGAUGAACUCUUCAAAUGUAUUUACGAAGGACGACUUCCAUAUGCUUGGCAACGAACAUAUCAAUCAUUAAAACCUCUUCCUGCUUGGUUUCAAGAUUUACGUCAACGUAUAAAUUUUUUCAAUUCUUGGAUUGAAAGUCAACGUCAACCUAUCAUCUAUUGGAUAUCGGCAUUUUCCUAUCCAACUGCUUUUCUCACUGCUGUACUUCAACGAACAGCACGAAAAGAUCAGAUUGGUGUUGAUCAACUUUCCUGGGAAUUUGAAGUUAAUAAAGCAGAAGAUAAAUAUCUGCCUGAUAUAGAUAAUGGUGUCUAUGUGACCGGGUUAUUUUUAGAAGGAGCUGGUUGGGAUCAAAAACAAGGAACAUUAUGUGAAGCAACAUCUAUGGAACUUGUAACAUUAAUGCCAACAAUACAUUUUCGACCUGUGGAACACAAGAAAAAGUUGACUAGAGGUCUUUAUAUUGCUCCAUGCUACUAUUCAUCUGUUCGAGUUGGAUCAUUUAUUGUUGCAGUCGAACUUAAAACAGGUUCUAUGCCAGCAGAACAUUGGAUCAAACGAGCAACGGCUUUACUAAUGAAUCUUGACAAUUAA
Rotaria sp. Silwood2 is the source of this 4938-nucleotide messenger RNA. The record is from the annotation of a GenBank genome assembly. NCBI's taxonomy places the organism in Eukaryota, Metazoa, Rotifera, Eurotatoria, Philodinida, Philodinidae.